AUGGCGAGAAUCAAGAGCUGGCUUCUAUUGUCGGCAUGGGGAGCCGUCGUAUCGGGACAAGGCCUCCACGAGCUGGCUGUCAAGUCCGGGAAGCUCUUUUUCGGCACGGCGACGGACACGAACCUCUUCAACGAUGCGGCGUACAUGGCAGUCCUGAACAAGACGGGCGAGUUCGGUCUGGUAGUCCCCGAGAACAGCCAAAAAUGGGACGCGACAGAGAAGAAGCAGGGCCAGUUCCUGUUCAAGAACCCCGACGCCGUGAUGGCUCUUGCGCAGGCGAAUAAGCAAAUGAUGCGAUGCCACGCGCUUACAUGGCAUUCUCAACUCCCACAAUUCGUCUCAACGGGAACCUGGACCCCAGAAACCCUCACACCCGUAAUCGAAGCACACAUUGCAAACGUCGUCUCCCACUACAAAGGCGCCUGCUACUCCUGGGACGUCGUCAACGAGGCCCUCGCCGACAACGGCACCCUCCGCGACAGCGUCUUCUCCCGCACCCUCGGCAGCGCCUUCAUCCCCAUCUCCUUCAAGGCCGCCGCCGCCGCCGACCCGGCGGCCAAGCUCUACUACAACGACUUUAGCCUCGAGUUCAACUCCAAAAAGACGGACGGCGCCGUCAAGAUCGUGCAGGACCUCAAAGACGCCGGCGCGAAAGUCGACGGCGUGGGCUUCCAGGCGCAUUUCCAGGUCGGCAAGUCGCCGUCGCAGGAUACCCUGAACAAGGUCAUGACCCGCUUCACGGACUUGGGGUUGGAGGUCGCGCUCACGGAGCUGGAUAUCCGGCACGAUAAGGUGCCGGCUGAUGCGGCGGCCGUGCAGCAGCAGGCAAAGGACUACGGCACCGUCGUCAAGACGUGCGUGGAUAACGCAAAGUGCGUCGGCGUCGUGGUGUGGGAGUUUACGGACAAGUACAGCUGGAUUCCGUCCACGUUCAAGGGGGCCGGGGAUGCGUGCCUGUUUGACAAGGACAUGAAACCCAAGCCGGCAUACGCGGCCGUCGCGGCGGCGUUGGGAGGAGCGCCGUCACAGGUAGCGGUACCGGCGGCGGCACCAGCGGCGGGCGGGGAGCAGAGUGCAGAGAUCUUGUUGUCGUCGAGUGCGUCUGGCGCCGGGACCGGGGUUAGGGGUGCCGAUGCCGGGACCGACACCGAGGCCGAUGCCGACGGCGGAGCGGGGGCUCCUUCAAAGGCGAAGAGCAAUGUGGAGGCAGCCAAGUCACCUUCCUCUUCCGGAACAGGUCGUUUCGAGGCCGUGUUGCUGAUUUCACCGCUGAUAGCCACCGGUAUCGGCUGGCUUUUUUGGCUGGUGAUAUGA
Molecule: messenger RNA, 1314 nt
Organism: Colletotrichum orchidophilum
Lineage: Eukaryota; Fungi; Ascomycota; Sordariomycetes; Glomerellales; Glomerellaceae
Product: glycosyl hydrolase family 10
Exons: 2
Coding region: 1-1314 (437 amino acids)
Biological process (GO): carbohydrate metabolic process
Molecular function (GO): hydrolase activity, hydrolyzing O-glycosyl compounds
Source: RefSeq, a predicted model, not a curated record